Musa acuminata AAA Group (dessert banana) is the source of this 732-nucleotide messenger RNA. RefSeq names its product glycine-rich protein 23-like. The record is from RefSeq and is a predicted model, not a curated record. The transcript has a single exon. The coding region runs from base 1 to 732 and encodes 243 amino acids. NCBI's taxonomy places the organism in Eukaryota, Viridiplantae, Streptophyta, Magnoliopsida, Zingiberales, Musaceae.
AUGAGGUUGUCAUCAGGAGGAACUCCUUGGCGGGGUUCCCUGUUCCUUGCCUCUGUGGCGGCCUGCGCCGUCAUGCUUUGCUACGCGGCUGAUCUUCCAUCGCCAACAACCAGCAGCAAUGACUCACAUGGUGAAUUGCACCAGCCGCAGCUCGACACAACAGCUCCUGCCAAGAUGUACGCGCGCAGGCAAUGGCAAACUGAUGGUAGCGGCGGAGGCGGCGGAGGGGGGAGUAAUGGUGGGAGUGGUGGGGGAGGAGGAAGCGGCAGAAAUGGUGGUGGAGGUGGCGGUGGAGGAGGAAGCGGUGCUGGUAGCAGUUGGAGUUGGGGGUGGGGGUGGGGUUACGGAUGGGGAUGGGGCAGCGCAGGAGGUGGUGGCGGAGGAGGAGGUGGAGGCGGUGGCGGUGGCGGUGGCGGUGGGACAUCGGGCGGCGGCGGCGGAGGAGGAGGAGGAAACGGAACCAGAAACGGGGGGUGUUGGUGGGGAUGCAGAGGAAACGGAGGCGGCGGUGGAGGCGGGAACAAUCAGAGACAGGGAGGUGGAAGAGAUGGCACGUUAAGCGGCAGUCGAAGGCACAACUACAGCUCGAGCUUGUACAGGGUGGGGGAGUACGCCCGGUGCUCCGGCCGGGGGCGGUGCGGCGGAAUGAAGCUUCUCUGCCCCAUGCACUGCGACGGGCCCUGCUUCUACGACUGCCAGAGCAACUGCAGGGCACACUGCAGAUUCCGGUGA